GGGAACUCUCUCUCGAUGGCACUGCCCCCGCUAUUUCCUUUGGGGAACAGGAAGUCCCUCCCCGAUACCGGAAGUGCAGUGGCCUUACUUCCUCAGACUCUCCCCAAGCGCGGAGUUGACUGGUUUCCGGCCCCCGGUGGGCGCGGACUUGGCUCAGAGCGCGCUCCACAGCAGCGUCCCCGGAGCGCGGUCCAGCCGGCCGCUGGCGCGGGUAUCCGGGAGUGCGGCCGCGCGAGGAGAGCGCCGAUCCAGGUGCCGGACAAGUGCAAGGCCAUGAACGGCACGGCGAACCCGCUGCUGGACCGCGAGGAGCACUGCCUGCGGCUGGGGGAGAGCUUCGAGAAACGGCCGCGGGCCUCUUUCCACACUAUUCGCUAUGACUUUAAGCCAGCGUCCAUAGAUACUUCCUGUGAAGGGGAGCUCCAGGUUGGCAAAGGAGAUGAAGUCACAAUUACGCUGCCACAUAUCCCUGGGUCCACACCACCGAUGACGGUGUUCAAAGGGAACAAACGGCCUUAUCAGAAGGACUGUGUGCUCAUUAUCAAUCAUGACACUGGAGAGUAUGUGCUGGAGAAGCUCAGCAGCAGCAUUCAGGUCAAGAAGACCAGAGCUGAGGGGAGCAGUAAAAUCCAAGCCCGAAUGGAACAGCAGCCCACUCGACCCCCACAGCCAUCACAGCCAUCACAGCCACCCCCUCCACCACCACCCAUGCCGUUCCGAGCACCGACGAAGCCUCCAGCUGGACCCAAAACUUCUCCCUUGAAGGAUAACCCCUCACCUGAGCCCCAGCUGGAUGACAUCAAAAGAGAGCUGAGGGCUGAGGUGGAAAUUAUCGAGCAGAUGAGCAGCAGCAGUGGGAGCAGCUCCUCUGACUCUGAGAGCUCCUCCGGAAGUGAUGACGACAGCUCCAGCAGUGGAGGCGAGGACAAUGGCCCAGCUUCUCCUGCACAGCCUUCACACCAGCCGCCCUACAACAGCAGGCCUGCAGUGGCCAAUGGAACCAGCCGGCCCCAGGGAAGCUCUCAGCUCAUGAACACACUCAGAAAUGACCUGCAGUUAAGUGAGUCUGGCAGUGACAGUGAUGACUAGCACCUGCCUUUUGAAAUCUGCUUUCUGGUACGCAAACAUUGCUGCAAGACCCAGUUACUUCUGCCGGGACGCUGUG
Messenger RNA from Acomys russatus (golden spiny mouse), 1165 nucleotides. RefSeq names its product ELL associated factor 1 (gene Eaf1). Gene Ontology annotation, biological process: positive regulation of DNA-templated transcription; regulation of transcription elongation by RNA polymerase II. Gene Ontology annotation, molecular function: transcription elongation factor activity. Gene Ontology annotation, cellular component: super elongation complex. The transcript has 6 exons. NCBI's taxonomy places the organism in Eukaryota, Metazoa, Chordata, Mammalia, Rodentia, Muridae. The coding region runs from base 16 to 1089 and encodes 357 amino acids. The record is from RefSeq and is a predicted model, not a curated record.